Molecule: messenger RNA, 342 nt
Organism: Oppia nitens
Lineage: Eukaryota; Metazoa; Arthropoda; Arachnida; Sarcoptiformes; Oppiidae
Exons: 1
Coding region: 1-342 (113 amino acids)
Source: RefSeq, a predicted model, not a curated record
AUGAAGACAAAAGAUUAUGUGGUGAAAGCCAUCGUUGACUGCCGUCGUAAUGGACACCAAAUUGAAUACUUGGUUGAGUGGGCGCCCACCUGGGAGGUCGACUCUGACCUUAAUUGUCAACAAUUGAUUGACGAGUUUAACAGCAGCCGUAACAACAACUUAUUGGCCAACAAUGGUAGCAAUGAAGACAUUGAAGAUAAUAACAAAUCUAUGAGACAAUUCAUGACCAAAAAUACUGAUCUUAAGUCAAAACCAAUGAAACGCAAAUUUAAUGAAAUGCAUGACAAACACGUGUCCGCACGUGUCGGCGGUUAUAUGAAAAAUCAUUGCAUUGUUAUGUAA